AUGCUGUUCUGGACACCACAGCAUCAGAAUAAACCUUACAAAACAAAAUGGCCGCAAGGUCAGAGCGUUUUUAUAAAACAGAAGUGCCAAUAUAUCAAUUGUUACAUUACAUAUGACAAGCAUUUUCUAAGUGAAGACCAUAGAUAUUUAGAUGCUGUCAUAUUCAAUGCGCGGGAUGUUAUUACAUAUCCCGAACUAAAUUUAACCCGGUCACAGAACCAAAUAUAUAUAUUCCAUUCCAUGGAUUCUUCUGAGAACUUUCCUAUAUGUAAUUCAUUUUAUGACAACUUCUUCAAUUAUACGUGGACCUACAAAUUGAAUUCGGAUAUACCAGACCCUUUAUUAAAUAUAUUUGAUGCAAACAACACAUUGGUAGGCCCUAAGAGGAACAUGAAUUGGAUUAUAAAUAUGACCCACAACGAAAGAGUGUUGAGAAAAGUUAAAGAAAAGAAGAAUGCUGUUGCAUGGAUGUCGACGAAAUGUAAAACGAAAGUCAAAUAUGAAGAUUUCCUUAGAGAAUUCGCAAAAGAGUUAAAAGGUUAUAAUCACACAUUGGAUAUUUUUGGUGCUUGCGGAAACAAAAAAUGUCCGGAAUCCAGAAAAACAAACUGUUACACAACGAUAGAGAGGAAUUAUUUUUUUAUACUUAUUCUAGAAGAUUCCUAUGCUGAGGAUUACGUGACAGCCAAAUUGGUUAAAGCGAUGACACAUGUCACUAUUCCCAUUAUUUUAGGAUCUUCAAAUUACAAUAGCUUUUUACCUCCAGGCUCCUACAUAAACGCUCAGUCCUAUGAUAUGAAGAAAAUGGGAGCCAUCAUCGACUACCUCAUCCGAUAUCCAACAACAUAUAGCUAUUUUUUUGAUUGGAAGAAUCACUAUUAUUAUACGGUUCGACCACGGCUGAGAUUUUGCGACGUCUGUGAGAAGUUAAACCGAGCGAACGGCACAAAUGUAUAUACAGAGUUUAGGAAAUGGUGGAACCCGGACUUCAGGGAUACUUGUCAGCAGCUGAAAUACCGCAACACCUUCACAUAAUACGAAUUACUUAUAAAAAUUUAAUAGGAAAAUA
This is a messenger RNA of Danaus plexippus (monarch butterfly), 1069 nucleotides long. RefSeq names its product alpha-(1,3)-fucosyltransferase C-like. Bases 1 to 1035 code for a protein of 344 amino acids. Gene Ontology annotation, cellular component: membrane. The record is from RefSeq and is a predicted model, not a curated record. Gene Ontology annotation, molecular function: alpha-(1->3)-fucosyltransferase activity. Lineage: Eukaryota; Metazoa; Arthropoda; Insecta; Lepidoptera; Nymphalidae. The transcript is spliced from 2 exons.